Molecule: messenger RNA, 852 nt
Organism: Plectropomus leopardus (leopard coralgrouper)
Lineage: Eukaryota; Metazoa; Chordata; Actinopteri; Perciformes; Serranidae
Biological process (GO): B cell receptor signaling pathway; B cell differentiation
Cellular component (GO): B cell receptor complex; external side of plasma membrane
Source: RefSeq, a predicted model, not a curated record
GUUUUCGGUGUUGAAUCAGUGUCAAGAUGAAGCUUCUACUGAGCAGCCUGCUGCUGGCCUCUCUGUGUACCCUCUCAUCCUGGAGUGUUUCAUCCACGGGCACACUUGUUACCCAGAGUCCUGAUGUCUCUGUCAUGGAGGGGGACACAGUAAACAUAACCUGCUGCUGGACAGGAGCAACAAGACUGAGAGUUACCUGGCUGAAAAGUGAAACAGAUAGUAAGACUGGGAAUUCCUCCCUCAAAAAUUGCUCUCAAGGAUCUCUGAUAAGAAAGACAUCUAACUGCUCAUACUUAACCGUCGUGAAUGUCACAACAGAGGAUUCAGGGAGAUACAUCUGUAAGGUGACUGUGGAGAUACCAUUUUUUGCCAAGGUUGAAGGAAAUGGUACUGUCAUCACAGUUACGGACAGAAGCAACAUGAAGGAUGACACAGCAGGAGGAUUUGCCAGCAGCUCUUCACGGUUUCCCGUGAUUGUUACCCUGGCUGUAGUGGCUCCAUUGCUUCUUAUCGCUCUCAUCUGUGUCUGCGCUCAACAAAGGAGGCGAGCACAAGCACUUAGGGUGAUUUACGAGGUCCCCCACAUUGACUCUGAGGAAGCAGAAAUGGACAAACACAGCACCAGCUCCUCCAGAGGUUCAUCUCAGUGGUGUCAGGUACCGGUGUAUGAAUCCUUCGAUUACUUUGAACGUGUCGAGACCAAAGAAAGUGAAUAAGGAUCUGCACAGGGGAAUUUCCCCCAUUGUCCAGUGUUUUAUUUCCCUAUUUUUCAUCAUGUAUAUUUUCUCAUGAAUUUUGUAAAUGAUUUUAGAAUGUAAAUAUUUGAUAUUUUUCUAUAAAGUCUGAUCCAUC